This is a messenger RNA of Bemisia tabaci, 1187 nucleotides long. The record is from RefSeq and is a predicted model, not a curated record. NCBI's taxonomy places the organism in Eukaryota, Metazoa, Arthropoda, Insecta, Hemiptera, Aleyrodidae.
UUUUUCUAGUUCAUUUGCUCUUUCAUUUACAUCUUCACUAAAGAUUUUAAUAAAAAAUUCCCAUCCUCCGUGAGUGGUGCAAAUAAGAGAAUUGAAUGCGAAUAUUUUUUUCUUUUAUUUUCAGGUCGUGGAAUGUCGUUCUGUUCGAGGACGGUAGAUGUGGUAUUGCGCCGACAAACUGGCUAACGCCAAAGAGGGAUCGCUGCGCUUACCCAAAAGUAAAUUCGUUUGCACUAAAUAAAUUAAUACAAGCAGCAACCGAAGUCAAAGAUGAUUGGUCUUCAUAUUUAGUCCGAAAAUUUUAUGCAGAGAAUCUUCUAACCUUUAAAGAAGCAAGAGCGGCACUAGAUAGUGUGGAUUCUGAUGUUCGUGAAAUUGAAAAUAUGAACCCCUCUCCCCAACCUGUACUGCCGCAACCUGCACUGCCUCAACCUGUACUGCCGCAACCUGUACUGCCUCAACCUGUACUGCCGCAACCUGUACUGCCUCAACCUGUGCAGCCGCAACCUGUACUGCCUCAACCUGUACAGCCGCAACCUGCACUGUCUCAACCUGUAGAAAAUUUUAAUACUGACGGAGAAGCUGUAACGGUAUCAUCUCAGUGCUUGCGACAACUGUUUAAAGUGACUCUUCAAAAUCAAGCUCAAUUGAAAGCUCUAAACGAAUCCAGGAGUCAAAGUCAAACAUAUAGCACAAGCAACAGUGCAACACCAGUAGAAGAGGCAGUCCCUAUCCUUUCUGCAUGUCCCUUGAAAUCAACAAAAGAUUUCAAGAAAUUGGAGAAAGCCCUGGGAGAAGAUACAAAAGUGCGGAAACAAUUGAGAGAGGAAUUGCAACUUCACAUGAAGAAAAAUCCUAAAGAGUCAUGUCGCAACCUUGCCAGGUGUCUGAUUGCUGAUGAACUGGCUCAAAAAUUUUCGUGGAAAGGGCGGCCAAUGAAAAACCAGCCCAAUCCAAAAGGUGCCUUUGAAGGUACUUGCUUGUCUAAACAGAUCUACCAAGCUGUCAAUGCGAAAUUUCCAUCCGAAAAAAUGACUGUGGAUACAUAUCAGAGAAACCUGGAAAACUGGUUCAUCCAGGCCAAGACACGCUUGCAAAGAAGUGAGGAGCGAAGAGCAGCUCGCGCUGCUAGACUGUCAGUCUCUCAGUUAGACCUAUCGUCAGAAUCAGAGGCAGAAGAAACUUAG